Halteromyces radiatus is the source of this 634-nucleotide messenger RNA. Its product is annotated as acyl-CoA N-acyltransferase. The record is from RefSeq and is a predicted model, not a curated record. The transcript is spliced from 2 exons. Gene Ontology annotation, molecular function: N-acetyltransferase activity. Bases 47 to 544 code for a protein of 165 amino acids. Lineage: Eukaryota; Fungi; Mucoromycota; Mucoromycetes; Mucorales; Cunninghamellaceae.
CGUUCUUUUGGUUUCUUCGCCUUUCUUUCUUUCUAUUAGUCCCAGCAUGGCUACUUACACUAAUCCUGUAUUUUUAGCAGCUACUACUGAAGAUCAUUUUGAAAAGUCAAUGAAAGUUCGUAUUACUGUCUUUGUUGAUGAACAAAAAUAUCCUCUAUAUACCGAAGUGGAUGACGAAUAUAAUGACAAGAGUUACGUCUGGCUGGUACAAUGUGACAAGACUUUAGAAAAUGGUCAAGUAGAACAUGACGUCCCUGUAGGUACCGUACGACUGAUCACAGUAUCUGAAACUGUUGGUAAACUUGGACGAUUGGCCGUUAUUUCUGAAGCUCGUGGACUCUCCCUAGGUAAAAAAUUGGUGCAAACAGUAGUGAAGGAUGCAGCUGACCGAGGAAUGACUGCAAUUGUAAUCCAUGCUCAAUACGAUAAACAAGGCUUUUAUGAACGACUGGGUUUUGCCGUAGAAAAGGGUGAUGAACAGACUUUUUUGGAAGAUGGUACUCCUCAUAUCCGCAUGUGGCAUCGUGGUGUUGGUAAAAAUUAGUGUAGUUUUUUAUUAUCAUCUAAUAUUGACUAUAUAGACAAACUUAUUACAUAUUUUUUUUAUAAUAAAUUUUGACAUUGAUUCCAUUUU